Myotis davidii is the source of this 5754-nucleotide messenger RNA. RefSeq names its product Down syndrome cell adhesion molecule like 1 (gene DSCAML1). The record is from RefSeq and is a predicted model, not a curated record. The transcript is spliced from 34 exons. Bases 1 to 5754 code for a protein of 1917 amino acids. Gene Ontology annotation, cellular component: plasma membrane; axon. NCBI's taxonomy places the organism in Eukaryota, Metazoa, Chordata, Mammalia, Chiroptera, Vespertilionidae. Gene Ontology annotation, molecular function: cell-cell adhesion mediator activity. Gene Ontology annotation, biological process: dendrite self-avoidance; axon guidance; homophilic cell-cell adhesion.
AUGGUGAUCAGGAACUGUGUGUUGAAUGCUGGUGUGUAUCGAUGGGGGAGUAAAGGACAUGUCCUGCUUGUGUCUCCAGAAAACAGGUUUUUUAUUACUUUCCACGGUGGGCUGUACAUCUCCGACGUGCAGAAGGAGGACGCCCUCUCCACCUACCGCUGCAUCACCAAGCACAAGUACAGCGGGGAGACCCGGCAGAGCAACGGGGCCCGCCUCUCUGUGACAGACCCUGCCGAGUCAGUCCCCGCCAUCCUGGACAGCUUCCACUCCCAGGAGGUGUGGGCCGGCCACACCGUGGAGCUCCCCUGCACCGCCUCCGGCUACCCCGCCCCCGCCAUCCGCUGGCUCAAGGACAGCAGGCCCCUCCCGGCCGACAGCCGCUGGACCAACCACGUCACAGGGCUGACCAUCAGCGACCUGCGGACCGAGGACAGCGGCACCUACAUCUGUGAGGUCACCAACACCUUCGGCUCAGCCGAGGCCACAGGCACCCUCACGGUCAUAGACCCCCUCCAUGUGACCCUGACACCAAAGAAGCUGAAGACCGGCAUUGGCAGCACCGUCAUCCUCUCCUGCGCACCGAUGGGCUCCCCCGAGUACACCAUCCGCUGGUACCGCAACACGGAGCCGGUGCUGCCCGACGAGGCCGUCUCCAUCCGCGGGCUCAGCAACGAGACGCUGCUCAUCGCCUCGGCCCAGAAGAGCCACUCGGGGGCCUACCAGUGCUUCGCCACCCGCAAGGCCCAGACCGCCCAGGACUUCGCUGUCGUGGUGCUGGAGGACGGCACGCCCCGCAUCGUCUCCUCCUUCAGCGAGAAGGUGGUCAACCCGGGGGAGCAGUUCUCGCUGAUGUGCGCAGCCAAGGGGGCCCCGCCCCCCACGGUCACCUGGGCCCUGGACGAGGAGCCCAUCGUGCGCGACGGCAGCCACCGCACCAACCAGUACACCAUGUCCGACGGCACCACCAUCAGCCACAUGAACGUCACGGGCCCCCAGAUCCGGGACGGGGGCGUGUACCGGUGCACCGCGAGGAACUCGGUGGGCAGUGCCGAAUACCAGGCUCGAAUAAACGUAAGAGGGCCCCCCAGCAUCCGGGCGAUGAGGAACAUCACGGCCGUCGCCGGGCGGGACACCCUCAUCAACUGCAGGGUCAUUGGCUACCCCUAUUACUCCAUCAAGUGGUACAAGGACGCGCUGCUGCUGCCGGACAACCACCGCCAGGUGGUGUUUGAGAACGGCACGCUCAAGCUGACGGACGUGCAGAAGGGCAUGGACGAGGGCGAGUACCUGUGCAGUGUCCUCAUCCAGCCGCAGCUCUCCAUCAGCCAGAGCGUCCACGUGGCCGUCAAAGUGCCCCCUCUGAUCCAGCCCUUCGAGUUCCCACCUGCCUCCAUCGGCCAGCUGCUCUACAUCCCCUGCGUGGUGUCCUCGGGGGACAUGCCCAUCCGCAUCACCUGGAGGAAGGACGGGCAGGUGAUCAUCUCAGGCUCCGGCGUGACCAUCGAGAGCAAGGAGUUCAUGAGCUCCCUGCAGAUCUCCAGCGUCUCCCUCAAGCAUAACGGCAACUACACGUGCAUCGCCAGCAACGCGGCAGCCACCGUGAGCCGGGAGCGCCAGCUCGUCGUGCGCGUGCCCCCUCGGUUCGUGGUGCAGCCCAACAACCAGGACGGCAUCUAUGGCAAAGCUGGUGUGCUCAACUGCUCGGUGGACGGCUACCCGCCACCCAAGGUCAUGUGGAAGCACGCCAAGGGGAGCGGGAGCCCCCAGCAGUACCACCCAGUGCCCCUCACUGGCCGCAUCCAGGUCCUAGCCAACAGCUCGCUGCUGAUCCGCCACGUCCUGGAGGAGGACAUGGGCUACUACCUCUGCCAGGCCAGCAACGGCGUGGGCACCGACAUCAGCAAGUCCAUGUUCCUCACCGUCAAGAUCCCUGCCAUGAUCACCUCCCACCCCAACACCACCAUCGCCAUCAAGGGCCACGCCAAGGAGCUGAACUGCACGGCACGGGGUGAGCGGCCCAUCAUCAUCCGCUGGGAGAAGGGGGACACGGUCAUCGACCCUGACAGGGUGAUGCGCUACGCCAUCACCACCAAGGACAGCGGCGACGAGGUCAUCUCCACGCUGAAGCUCAAGCCCGCGGACCGUGGGGACUCGGUGUUCUUCAGCUGCCAUGCCAUCAACUCCUAUGGGGAGGACCGGGGCCUGAUCCAGCUCACGGUGCAAGAGCCCCCCGACCCCCCAGAGCUGGAGAUCCGGGAGGUGAAGGCCCGGAGCAUGAACCUGCGCUGGACCCAGCGGUUCGACGGAAACAGCAUCAUCACCGGCUUCGACAUCGAGUACAAGAACAAGUCAGACUCCUGGGACUUCAAGCAGUCCACGCGCAACAUCUCCCCCACCAUCAACCAGGCCAACAUCGUGGACCUGCACCCGGCGUCCGUGUACAGCAUCCGCAUGUACUCCUUCAACAAGAUUGGCCGCAGCGAGCCCAGCAAAGGGCUCACCGUCAGCACCGAGGAGGCCGCCCCUGAUGGGCCCCCCGUGGACGUCACCUUGCAGCCGGUGACCUCACAGAGCAUCCAAGUGACGUGGAAGGCGCCCAAGAAGGAGCUACAGAACGGCGUGAUCCGGGGCUACCAGAUCGGCUACAGGGAGAACAGCCCUGGCAGCAGCGGGCAGUACAGCAUCGUGGAGAUGAAGGCCACCGGGGACAGCGAGGUCUACACCCUGGACAACCUCAGGAAGUUCGCGCAGUACGGGGUGGUGGUCCAGGCCUUCAACCGGGCCGGCACCGGGCCCUCAUCCAGCGAGAUCAACGCCACCACCCUGGAGGACGUGCCCAGCCAGCCCCCCGAGAAUGUCCGGGCCUUGUCCAUCACUUCCGAUGUGGCUGUCAUCUCCUGGUCGGAGCCCCCAAGAAGCACUCUCAAUGGCGUCCUCAAAGGCUAUCGGGUCAUCUUCUGGUCACUGUACAUGGACGGAGCAAGCUGGAACCUCCCCCCUCUAAGCCAUAGCUCAAGGAUACCUCCUCCAAGAAGCUCUCCCAGAUUGAUCAGCCUCACUCUCCCCAGCAUGCCAUUCUUUCCCAAAGGCUGUGCUCCUUCUUUCUCUAAACUGACCCCGUCUUCUCCCUGCUCAGCUCCAGGUCCCCCCGCGGGCAUCAAAGCCGUACCUUCAUCUGCCAGCAGCGUGGUGGUGUCCUGGCUGCCCCCUGCCAAGCCCAACGGAGUGAUCCGCAAGUACACCAUCUUCUGCUCCAGCCCCGGGUCUGGCCAGCCGGCUCCCAGCGAGUAUGAGACGAGUCCGGAGCAGCUCUUCUACCGGAUCGCCCAUCUGAACCGAGGCCAGCAGUACCUGCUGUGGGUGGCGGCCGUGACCUCUGCCGGCCGGGGCAACAGCAGUGAGAAGGUCGUCGUCGAGCCUGCUGGCAAGGCCCCAGCGAAGAUCAUCUCCUUUGGGGGCACCGUGACCACACCCUGGAUGAGAGACGUCCGGCUGCCCUGCAGUUCGGUGGGCGAUCCGGCCCCGGCUGUGAAAUGGACCAAGGACAGUGAGGACUCGGCCAUCCCUGUGUCCGUGGACGGGCACCGGCUCAUCCACGCCAACGGCACGCUGCUGCUGCGUGCGGUCAAGGCGGAGGACUCGGGCUACUACACCUGCACGGCCACCAACACCGGGGGCUUUGACACCAUCAUCGUCAACCUGCUCGUGCAAGUGCCCCCCGACCAGCCCCGCCUCACCGUCUCCAAAACCUCCGCCUCCUCCAUCACCCUGACCUGGAUUCCAGGGGACAAUGGGGGCAGCUCCAUCCGAGGCUUCGUGCUGCAGUACUCAGUGGACAACAGCGAGGAGUGGAAGGACGUGUUCAUCAGCUCAAGCGAGAGGGCCUUCAAGCUGGACAGUCUCCGGUGCGGCACGUGGUACAAGGUGAAGCUGGCGGCCAAGAACAGCGUGGGCUCCGGGCGCAUCAGCGAGAUCAUCGAGGCCAAGACCCACGGGCGGGAGCCCUCCUUCAGCAAAGACCAGCAUCUCUUCACCCACAUCAACUCCACGCACGCGCGGCUGAACCUGCAGGGCUGGAGCAACGGGGGCUGCCCCAUCACGGCCAUCGCGCUGGAGUUCCGGCCCAAGGGCACCUGGGCCUGGCAGGGCCUCCGGGCCAACACCUCUGGGGAGGUAUUUCUGACCGAACUACGAGAGGCCACGUGGUACGAGCUCCGCAUGAGGGCGUGCAACAGCGCUGGCUGCGGCAACGAGACAGCCCAGUUCGCCACCCUGGACUACGAUGGCAGCACCAUCCCUCCAAUCAAGUCUGCUCAAGGCGAGGGGGACGACGUGAGGAAGCUGUUCACCAUCGGCUGCCCCGUCAUCCUGGCCACGCUGGGGCUGGCUCUGCUCUUCAUCAUACGGAAGAAGAGGAAGGAGAAACGGCUGAAGCGGCUGCGAGAUGCAAAGAGUUUGGCAGAGAUGUUGAUAAGCAAGAACAACCGAAGCUUUGACACCCCCGUGAAGGGGCCCCCCCAGGGCCCGCGGCUACACAUUGACAUCCCCAGGGUCCAGCUGCUCAUCGAGGACAAGGAGGGCAUCAAGCAGUUGGGAGAUGACAAGGCCACCAUCCCUGUGGCAGACGCUGAGUUCAGCCAAGCUGUCAACCCGCAGAGCUUCUGUACCGGUGUCUCCUUGCACCACCCGGCCCUCAUCCAGAGCACCGGCCCCCUCAUCGACAUGUCCGAUAUCCGGCCAGGCACCAACCCUGUGUCCAGGAAGAAUGUGAAGUCAGCCCACAGUACCCGGAACCGGUACUCAAGCCAGUGGACUCUGACCAAGUGCCAGGCCUCCACACCUGCCCGCACGCUCACCUCCGACUGGCGCACCGUGGGCUCCCAGCACGGCGUCACUGUCACUGAGAGUGACAGCUACAGCGCAAGUCUCUCGCAGGACACAGACAAAGGGCGGAACAGCAUGGUGUCCACGGAGAGCGCCUCUUCCACGUACGAGGAGCUGGCCCGGGCCUACGAGCACGCCAAGCUGGAGGAGCAGCUGCAGCACGCCAAGUUCGAGAUCACCGAGUGCUUCAUCUCGGACAGCUCCUCGGACCAGAUGACCACGGGCACCAACGAGAAUGCCGACAGCAUGACGUCCAUGAGCACGCCCUCCGAGCCCGGCAUCUGCCGCUUCACCGCCUCCCCGCCCAAGCCCCAGGAUGCGGACCGGGGCAAGAACGUGGCGGUGCCCAUCCCUCACCGGGCCAACAAGAGUGACUACUGUAACCUGCCCCUGUACGGCAAGUCGGAGGCCUUCUUCCGCAAGGCAGAGGGGCGUGAGCCCUGGGCAGCUGUAAAGAGGGCCCCUAAGAAGGGCAAGGGCGCUCCUGAGGUCUGCACUCCCAGCCAAGGCCAAGUGUGCAAGGGGAACGUGGAAGGAAGCGUGUUCUGUAGCUGGACCACAGCCUGGUUCAGCCGCACCCAGAAGCUGGCUCAUGGAGCAGCUGAACGCCUGCUCCUCCUUGCUGAGCUCGGAAGCAGCACUGUGUCCACCACAGACGAGGCCACCGUCUGGCUCAGAGCCUUCACACUCCAAGUGGGGACCAUCAGCCAGCAGCGUCAGCGUCCCUGGGAGCUGUUCUCUCCUUUUGAAGCCAAGGUGGAGGCACAGCCCUGUGUCCACAGCUGCCUGAAUCACAACGUGCACACGCUUGCCCUGCUCCCUGACACCAGCCAAAGCCUGGCCCAGAGCUGCCCACCUAGUGCCCAGUGA